Canariomyces notabilis is the source of this 2667-nucleotide messenger RNA. Its product is annotated as MCM-domain-containing protein. Lineage: Eukaryota; Fungi; Ascomycota; Sordariomycetes; Sordariales; Chaetomiaceae. Gene Ontology annotation, biological process: mitotic DNA replication initiation; DNA replication; double-strand break repair via break-induced replication. The coding region runs from base 1 to 2667 and encodes 888 amino acids. The record is from RefSeq and is a predicted model, not a curated record. Gene Ontology annotation, molecular function: single-stranded DNA binding; ATP binding; single-stranded DNA helicase activity. Gene Ontology annotation, cellular component: MCM complex; nucleus. The transcript has 3 exons.
AUGAGUUCCCCGCUUCGAGACCACCCUUCUUCAGCAAACCGAGGCGUGACCCCCAGCAGGGCAGGCCGCAAGCGUGCGCGCACUAAUGGUGACGAUGCUGCGUCCUCGGCCGGGCACGCCUCGAGCCCCAUCAUGCCCUCUUCCCCGCCCGCCUUCAAUAUCGCACACGGCGGCGAUGAUGACGACGACAUUGAGGAGGACGUCGAGAUUCAAGAUGACAUUGAUGACCUGGACGAGAUGGCCGAGGAUGAUGUCGAUCUGUUCCGAGAGGGCUUUGAGCGGGACUACCGCGAGAAACCCGACGAUGAGUAUGAAGGCAUUGACAUUGAUGAUGAGGGCGAUUAUGAAGCCAUGAACUUGGGCGAGAGGCGGCGCCUCGAAGCCCAGCUAAAUCGCAGAGACCGGGAAGUUGCCCGGAGGCAGCGUGUUCCCGGUGCAUUCCUGCCUGGCGAAGACGAUGACCGCGACAUCGACCUUACUGCACAGCCCCGUCGCCGCAGGCAUCGGUACGACGAGGACCCAGAUGAGGACAUGGACGCCGACAUAAUGGACGAGGAGCUGUCGCUUGAAGCGCUGCACGAUGUCAAGGCUUCCAGUCUGACCGACUGGGUCUCGCAACCGGCUGUGCAGCGUACUAUCAAGAGAGAAUUCAAGGCGUUCCUGACAGAGUACACAGACGACAGUGGCUCUUCAGUCUACGGGAACCGCAUCCGCACGCUUGGUGAGAUCAACGCCGAGUCUCUUGAGGUUUCAUAUGAGCACCUCUCCACAUCCAAGGCUAUCUUGGCAUACUUCCUUGCCAAUGUCCCGGCCGAGAUGCUCAAGCUGUUCGACGAGGUAGCAAUGGAUGUCGUUUUGUUGCACUACCCCGACUAUGAGCGCAUCCACUCGGAAAUUCAUGUUCGCAUCUUUGACCUUCCGGUUCACUAUACUCUCCGCCAGCUCCGCCAGUCGCAUCUCAACUGCCUUGUGCGGGUUAGCGGCGUUGUGACCAGGAGGUCGGGCGUCUUCCCUCAGCUCAAGUAUGUCAAAUUUGACUGCGGCAAGUGCGGUGUCACCCUCGGCCCUUUCCAACAGGAGUCGCACGUCGAAGUCAAGAUUACAUUUUGCCAAAGCUGCCAGUCUCGAGGCCCAUUCACGCUCAACUCGGAGAAGACCGUUUACAGGAACUACCAGAAGCUCACCCUUCAGGAGUCGCCGGGCACUGUCCCUGCCGGCCGCCUUCCCCGGCACAGAGAGGUGAUUUUGCUCUGGGAUCUUAUCGACAAGGCCAAGCCUGGUGAAGAGAUCGAAGUCACCGGCAUCUACCGGAACAGCUAUGAUGCUCAGCUCAACAACCGCAACGGCUUCCCCGUCUUUGCUACAAUUCUCGAGGCCAACAACAUUGUCAAGUCGCAUGACCAGCUCGCCGGUUUCCGCAUGACGGAAGAGGACGAGCACGAGAUCCGCCGACUCUCCAAAGAUCCUCGUAUUGUCGACAAGAUCAUUAACUCCAUAGCACCCAGCAUCUACGGCCACACCGACAUCAAGACGGCGAUCGCCCUUUCUCUUUUUGGGGGCGUUCCCAAGACAACAAAGGGCGCCCAUCACGUCAGAGGAGACAUCAACGUGCUUCUUCUCGGGGAUCCAGGCACUGCCAAGUCCCAAUUCCUCAAAUACGUCGAGAAGACAGCACACAGGGCCGUCUUCGCGACUGGUCAAGGAGCCAGCGCUGUAGGUCUCACGGCUAGUGUCCGUCGAGACCCGCUGACGAGCGAGUGGACUCUGGAAGGCGGCGCGCUGGUGCUCGCCGACAAGGGAACCUGCCUGAUCGAUGAGUUUGACAAGAUGAACGACCAAGACCGGACCUCGAUCCACGAGGCCAUGGAGCAGCAGACCAUUUCCAUCUCCAAAGCCGGCAUCGUCACCACCCUCCAGGCCCGGUGCGGCAUCAUUGCCGCCGCCAACCCCAUCGGCGGGCGGUACAACUCGACCAUCCCCUUCUCGGCCAACGUGGAGCUGACCGAGCCCAUUCUGUCGCGUUUCGACAUCCUCUGCGUGGUCCGCGACACGGUCGAGCCCGAGGAGGACGAGCGCCUGGCACGCUUCAUUGUCGGUUCCCACAGCCGCAGCCAUCCGCUGACAAACAACAACACGCAGGCGACUUCUGGGGGCGUCGACGGCGGCGACUCGAUGGAAGUGGAGCACGACACGCAGGUUACUGCGGCCACUGCUGAUCGAAACGGCAGCAACAACAACAACAAGGAGGGCGAGAUCCCGCAGGAACUCCUGCGCAAGUAUAUCCUCUAUGCGCGCGAGCGGUGCCACCCCAAGCUGUACCACAUGGACGAGGACAAGGUGGCGCGGCUGUUUGCCGACAUGCGGAGGGAGAGUCUGGCGACAGGGGCGUAUCCAAUUACGGUCCGCCACUUGGAAGCCAUCAUCCGCAUCAGCGAGGCGUUUUGCCGGAUGCGCCUCUCCGAGUACUGCUCGUCGCACGACAUUGACCGGGCCAUCGCCGUCACGGUCGAGAGCUUUGUCGGCAGCCAAAAGGUCAGCUGCAAGAAGGCGCUCGCCCGCGCCUUUGCCAAAUACACGCUGGCGCGGCCCGAUUUCCAUUCGCAGCAGCGCCGGAGCCAGGGCCAGGGCCAAGCGGCGGGCCGGAGGCAGGCUGCUGUUUCGGCGUGA